Messenger RNA from Orbicella faveolata, 4184 nucleotides. RefSeq lists its product as uncharacterized. The record is from RefSeq and is a predicted model, not a curated record. NCBI's taxonomy places the organism in Eukaryota, Metazoa, Cnidaria, Anthozoa, Scleractinia, Merulinidae.
UUUGUCGUGAAUAUUCGUUACGAAUCGGAUCACGUGGCAAAAUAAAUCUUCGCUGGUACGAAAAAUGGCGGUAUUUUGUUGUUUUGUCUGAUUUGGUUUUCUGCUUUUCUAUUAAUUAUAUUGAGACAAAAGUGACAUAUGCAUUAGGAUGCAUUAAGACACCUGGUUAUUGUAGACAUCUCCCGUUGGUUAAUAAUAAUGAAAACCAAGCCUUCAAUCUGGCUAAACAUUCAACGAUGACCGACAACGAAGACCCUUCGGCACAGUUUUCUUUUCGACUUUCCACUUUGCAAAAUGCUUCUUGUGCGGAAGAGGAAAUUCUUGCUUUGCAAAAGUUGAGAGAAGCUCUCCUUCCUGCUGGCGAUGAAGCGUCUUCAGAUGAGGACGACUGUGAGAAAGAAUGGCUGCGGAAAGGUUUGAACGAUAUUAGGAAUCCUUUCCCGAGUGAAUCGCCGGAAAGUUUUAUCCUUUUGCAAGAAGACCUGGAUUCAUUCACCUUUUACCUCUUCGAGCGGCGAUUUGGCUGGUCGGAGUAUACUGCGAAUUUGGAUGAUUACUAUUCUGUAGCAGAUGAACAUUUAGGUCGGAGAGGAUCAUCAGGUUCUUUACGAAUGCAGGAUGAAUCCAAAUUUAAAGGAAAGUUGAAUGAGUUGCUGGACGAAUUUCUAAAGUGGUUCCUUGCUCAAGCUAAACUAACUGAACAUCUGCUGAAAAGCUUUAAAUAUACAGUUGCUAAAGCAAACAACAUGCCAGUGGUGAGGAAUCAAACAUUUGUUCACAUUAUGGACUGGUUGAAGCUGGCUAGCUCUGAAAAUGGAGUUAAUAGUAAAGUGUUUCCUCUAGUGAUGGACAUUAUUAUUGCUGGCAUUACUGAUAUUUGGUCAGCUAUCAGAAACACAUGUGUAGCCAAGUUGUCAAAGUUUUUGGAACUGUUCACACUGCCUCAACUGGAAGAUUUUUAUGGAAGCUUGGUUAAGAUGUGCAUUGGAAAGGAAACUUCCUGGCAGGCCAAAGAGGGUGCAGUCAUGUGCAUGACUGCUAUAGUGUGCCAGUUUCUUUGGAGUGGAAUAGCACCAUCUGGUGAGGACAAGUCACAGUCUACAGGACCUCAGUACAUGCUCAAGUUUGGCCUGAAAGCACUGACAGCGCUGCCAGGUUUCAUUACAUCCUCUGUGCACUCUGUUCUCUUCUCACUGCUCGCACACCCUCAGCUGAGUAUCAGGGAACAUGCUACGAAAGCACUGUCAGCUAUCUUGUCAAGAUGCGAGUUUGAGGUUGCACUGUCUUCGUUCCAAGAAGUUAUUAACAGACUUUGUCAUGGAACACAAGGGGAUGGCCAGGGUCAGGAAGUCAUUGAAGGCAUCGACAAGCUACCUCACCAUGCUGUGUUUAGAGAACAUUUCAAGUUCCUUAAAGCUCAUGAGGCUGAAGGCUUGCUAGGAGUCUGUAUUUUCUUGAUUAAGCACAUUCCUCCAGGGUUUCUGUUACCCAAGUGGCCUCUUUACUUCUCAACACUGAACCUCUAUCUGAUGCACCCAGCCUCCACUGUGCGACAAGCAACAAGUGUUGCUUUUAAAUAUUUAGUUGCCAAAGACAGCAGUAAUCCUGUGUUUCUAAAGCUAGUCCUUCAAGGUCUUGCUGCUGACUGGAAGGUUGAUAAGGACUUGUUAGUGGCAAACUUAAAAUCAUCUCAGGGUUCUACCCAACUAGAGCCAUCUACAUCAAACAUUUCCCACAGCUCUGAUGAUGGCGUUGGCAAACAUGUACCAUCUGAAACCCAAGCUCCAUUUCAGCGCAGUCCAAGUCCAGCUUUAAGUCCUGAUCUCUGUUAUGUCUCAGCUGACUCUUUAAGCAGUUUUGGAACUGAAGUCCAUGGAGCAUUGUCUGUUGGUCACAGUAGAACAUCACCAAUACAGUCUUACAAAUCAACAAGGACCAGCAUUCGUCAGGUUGCAAAGGCACUUGCAGAGGGCGCCUCUUCCUCUGCUGAUGUCUUGAUGUCAGAGAGCUGGGAAUGGAGAGAAGGAAGACUUCUGGCUUAUGAGCUCAUAUUGAAGUUUUUAAUAACAAACCACAUCCACUAUGUGUUUCCCACGUAUGUGCUACCAACGUCUAAAGGUUCCGCAACAUCAUCUUCAGUCGACGAAACCCUGAUUAGUAGUUUGUCAAACAAAGGUGCUGCUAAUCAAUCUUUGUUUACUAGAGACAGGUCCAAUUCUGACAUCUUAACUGCUAAUACACACUCAUUGUGUGCAAAGAGCAAUAGUAUUGGCAUCAUUAACUCCACUACAUCUGGUACACUCUACAGUACAACAACUAUUAAGGAAGGGGAGAGUGGUGUCACCGACAACAAGCACACACCGACGGAAACGAUACAUCACAGCAGAGAAAGCAGCUUUACAUUGAGGAGGAAACCAAUGAGAGCAGCUUCCUGUGCUGCUGUUGAUGCUGACACACAUACAAAGCAGCUGAUAAGACAGUACUCUGUAGCCACACCACAGAUCUCUCCAAAGAGACCAUUUAGACUUCCACGAACAAGCACGUUUGCUCUGGUGAGUGAAUUGAAACAGCUAACCACACUAUUAAAAGAAAAACUGACAACCUAUAAUUUAAAUCAUUGUUACCGGAAUAUUUUUAAAAUUUGCCUCUGCUGUUUAAUUUACCAGGUAGUGCUUCAAACAAUCGAAUGUUUAGCGGAUACAAGGUGGGAACUACGAAGGAUGGGACAGCAGGUCCUUCCACUUGCCACAGAAGUAGUGAGAUGGUUUGACAUGAAGCCCUUGGAAAUCCUGUGGGACAGUUAUCUGUCACGGGAGCACACACUGUUGUGUUACGGCAGCUGUAUUGCUCUUAGAUACUCCAUCCUUCAUGCUGGCCGCUUAAUGCAUUUCCUGGAACAGCCACCACCGAGCUGGAAGGAUCCAGAGAGCUGUGGUCGCGCUGCUUUGACAGUUGUAGCAGAGAUUCAGCGAGGCCUGAAGAGAUGGCUAAAACAGGUUCAAGAUUUACUGAAAGAUCCUUGCUUUGAUAAGCUAUCAGUUGUUGCUAUGGAAACCAUCAUGAUGUCCCACAUCUGUUUUCCUCGCGACCCCGAUGACUAUGAACAGAAACUUAGAGAAGAAGAAAUAGUUUUAAACAAGAUUCUGUUUCUUUACAUGUAUUCUUACCCAGACAGUCCUCUAGGUGUUGUCCUGAGAAAAAAAUUAAGUCCAGAGGCUCACUCGCCUUUUAUUCCGCCGUCGGAAGGUUUUCUUAGUUUUUCAGCGAGAGCAUGUACCACACAGCAGCAUGCACAACAGGCUGGGAAGUUUCUAAUCUCUGAAGUGCACCCGGUCCUUGCAAGGUUCCUGAAAGAUUGUGAUGCGGAUCAAUUGAUAAUGAUAUUCCCCGUGUUAGUUCAUCACAUCGGACAGUUCUUUGAAGAUUCUACCAUGUGCAGAGCGCUGCUGGACGGCUUGUUCAUCAUCUUAUACCGCGUGGAGGAAGUGCACAUGCAAGGGGAUACAGGAGAAGAAUUGCAUUCACUGGUGCAGUCGUAUUUGGAUUUCUCUCUUCUUGGCCUAGCAGACGUGAUUAAUACAAAGUUUGACUUAUUUGGUAACAAUUUAUUGACUUUGUCCUCGUUUGCUUUCAGUUUUUCAGCGAGAGCAUGUACCACACAGCAGCAUGCACAACAGGCUGGGAAGUUUCUAAUCUCUGAAGUGCACCCGGUCCUUGCAAGGUUCCUGAAAGAUUGUGAUGCGGAUCAAUUGAUAAUGAUAUUCCCCGUGUUAGUUCAUCACAUCGGACAGUUCUUUGAAGAUUCUACCAUGUGCAGAGCGCUGCUGGACGGCUUGUUCAUCAUCUUAUACCGCGUGGAGGAAGUGCACAUGCAAGGGGAUACAGGAGAAGAAUUGCAUUCACUGGUGCAGUCGUAUUUGGAUUUCUCUCUUCUUGGCCUAGCAGACGUGAUUAAUACAAAGGAGCUGGAGUUACAAGUGGUUCGGGAGGUGUUGGAGGUGUUUGUUAGAGUGUGUAUCUUUCUUGAUCAACCCAUGUUUCUCAGCUUCGUAUUCAAAGCCAUUAGUAGCAGGCUCGAUUACGUAAGUAGCGCACAUGUGGUUCCUUUACAUAAAAUGUAUUUCUUUUAUAUACCACUCCUUGUGAAUACGGUGGCCCCAUGGUUAGUGCGCUCGGGUCCGGGU